Messenger RNA from Photinus pyralis (common eastern firefly), 1191 nucleotides. RefSeq names its product MAM domain-containing glycosylphosphatidylinositol anchor protein 2-like. Gene Ontology annotation, biological process: synapse organization; homophilic cell-cell adhesion. Lineage: Eukaryota; Metazoa; Arthropoda; Insecta; Coleoptera; Lampyridae. Bases 1 to 1191 code for a protein of 396 amino acids. The record is from RefSeq and is a predicted model, not a curated record. The transcript has 6 exons. Gene Ontology annotation, molecular function: axon guidance receptor activity. Gene Ontology annotation, cellular component: neuronal cell body; axon; plasma membrane.
AUGAGCGGCUCGUCGGUGCUGGUUUGGCGCAAGGGAUCAAACCUGAUAAGCGCCGGACACCACCUCAUCACCAGCGACAGGCGCUUCCUGCUGCAAUCGUUCAAUCUUCAGCUGCGAGGCGCCAAGAUUACCGAUCAGGGCGACUAUACCUGCCAAAUCGGCGACGGCUCGCUGGGCGAUUUAAUACACACGGUGGAAAUUCUGAUUCCACCGAACUUGCAAAUCAUUCCGCCCGAAAACCAGGUGACCGCAAAACAAGGAGGAUCGGUGCUGUUCGAGUGUCAGGCGACCGGAAAUCCGGCCCCCAUCGUGCAAUGGUCGAAGAAGGACGGAAUACUGCCAUCAGGUUUGCAGGUCGAAUCUGGAUCAACAUUAUCGCUCAACGACCUGCAAAAGCAACACGCGGGAAUGUACCAGUGCACCGCCUCCAAUGGUAUUGGACAACCAGCCACGUCCGAAGUAAAGUUGCAAGUGUUGUAUCCACCAGAAGUGCACGUAGUUCGUUCCUGGUACAACACCGGCGAUAGCUUAGAGGCGAAGCUCAGCUGCUUGAUAAACGCGGAUCCGCCGGCCGAAGUGCUGUGGUAUCAGAACUCCUUCCCGCUCCAGCCGACGGACAAAAGGUCAAUAACCUCAUCCGGAACGACGUCGACGCUAACGAUACGAAACGUCCAGUUCUCCGAUUUCGGCAACUACAGCUGCGUCGUGCUCAACUCGAUCGGCAGAGACAAAAAGUACAUAGAAAUCUCGGGUAAACCCGGCGUCGCCGAGAUCAUCAGUCCCGGCUUCUCCAAUCCGAACAGCUACCGACUGACGUGGAACGUCCAGUCGGUCUUUCCGAUCGUCGAGGCGAAAAUCUUGUUCAGAAGACUGCUGAUCAACACGACUUACCACCACCACGACCAGUGGCACGACAUGAUCGUCAGGCCGAACGAGGUCAGCUUCAAUUCGGAAAGUACCGAACGCUUACAGCAGUACCAGCUGAACGGCUUAGUCGCCGACUCGGUUUACGAAUGCCUAAUACAAACGAAGAGUCAAUACGGUUAUAGCGAACUGUCAAACCUUCACCAGUGGUUUACGUCUCGCGUCGGCCGCCAAAUAGAAAGUGUGGGAGCUAGAUUAUCGUCAUUCUUUUCUACGAUCGUUUUACUCGUAGUUUUUAUUGGUUAUAAGAUUGUAUAUAGAUAUUGA